Molecule: messenger RNA, 5760 nt
Organism: Mya arenaria
Lineage: Eukaryota; Metazoa; Mollusca; Bivalvia; Myida; Myidae
Exons: 14
Coding region: 291-2102 (603 amino acids)
Biological process (GO): positive regulation of protein localization to plasma membrane; positive regulation of voltage-gated calcium channel activity; skeletal muscle contraction
Cellular component (GO): extrinsic component of cytoplasmic side of plasma membrane
Molecular function (GO): protein binding
Source: RefSeq, a predicted model, not a curated record
GCUCUAGUGAAAACAAGGACCGGGGACAGAGUAUCGGAAUUAUCUGGAAGACCUAAAAUAUGGGACUUUGGCCUCCGAUAGCAGCACGGUAGGCGAGUGUCGGAUCACCGCCGCCUGGCUUCAUAACGGAGCAUUACUGAGUUACGUGUACUGUGACUGCUCGCUGGAUUGUUAUAUCCCACGGGAAAUAAAGAACAACACUGACAUCGACACUGAAACGGAUAUAUAGAACAUCAAGUGCAUUGAGCGUGGGAGGAGUGCAUAUGUAAGCCAGAGAGCGGAAGACCGGUAUGUCCCAGACGAGAUAUGCCUCCUAUUCUGACCUGACAAACCCCACCCUUAAACAUGCCAUCAACCGGAACUGUCUCUCCACAAUUCACCUUGCCUCCCUCGUGGCGGAAUUUGCGGAAGAGAUGGCCAGUGCCUACGACAAUUUUGCAAGGGAAGUACAGAGAGUUGUGGGACAGUUUCGCGAGAGAAGCCAUCACCUGAAGACCGAAUGGUAUGUGGACACUCCAUCCACCAUCUACAAUGCCUGGGAGAACCUUGUCAAGGAGACAGAGACAGAUGCACAGGCUCACCUUGAUGCCAGUGGUCUCCUGGUGAAGAAUGUCAGUGAGCCUCUAAAGGAAGUGGCCAAGUACAAGAUGAGCCAGGCACAGAAACUGCAAGCAUUCCGUGAAAACUUUGAAGACAUUCUUCACCAGUCAGAACUACAGCUUCAGGAGAAAGAGCAAACCUACAUGGAUGCGUAUGGGUCAUUCAAAAAUUGUGGCAGCCUUGACAACCGGGAAGGCUUCCGACAUGAGUUCCAUAAUUGCCAUAACGAAUACAUUCUGCAACUACGGGCUUCCAACAGAACCAUUGAUGACUUUCAAAUAACCAUUCCACAAGUUUUAGAGGAGUUGGAUGAGAUAUGUAUAGACACCAGUAACACAGUAAAUGUUGCCAUUGAGAGUCACUCCCUCCUGCUCUUAACAAAGGCAAAUGAGCAGCAGCGUCGACUGGAAAAUAUGCUCAAGAUGUGCCGACAGGUGAACCCAAUGUUGGACAUCUCAUACUUUGUUAAGGCGGUGAACAUUGAAGGUGCCACUGCUACUCUACAACGACAUAAGUUCUGUCCAGCCGACCCAGCUUCCAACAUUGCAGAGCAGGAUUCUGUGAAGAACCACCUGAUCAUCGACCGUGUUACAGAGGUGGUGUUACGAGAGCGACGAGCCGCCCUGCAGCGGGAGGCGCUAGAACUCACCUCAUACAUGCAGCAGAACCAGGACGUCACGUAUUCCCUAGUCAACAUGUGCCAAAGGAAUCUAGCCAACCACUUGUAUGCCAAAGUGUAUGAAACCCAAGAAGACCUUUGUCGGAAAAGGAAUGAAAUACGGGUAGCUAAUCUGCAGUUGGGGGCAGUCCGAGCACAAAUAGAGUUGUUAACGCCAAAGCAGAAUGGUGCUGUUGAGGAUGACCAGGAGAAGAAGAACCCCUCGACAAUCCGCGGCAUGUGGAAGAAGGCAUUCAAAACACUGAAGAGCUCCCCGUCAGUAGAAAAACUGUCAAAGAAGAGCAGUUUCAGCAAGAAGAAGCAGAACUCGAAGGAGGCGGACGAUGAGGUGGAGCAGGUCAAUGGCCCAGUGGACCCUGUGUACAGCUUGUUAAAGUGUGCGGCAGACCUGCCUCGCUCAGGCGGGAAAUCUCCAUGCCUAGUGCACCCUCACUGCAGUGGUCAACACACCCCUGGAUACUCACGCUACCCAAGCGGAGGGGACAGUUCUGGAAACACAUCAAAAACCUCCAGCCCUUCAUCGUCAGCAUUUUAUCUUGGAAGAAAUUUGGUUUGCACCUGUCCAUUGCGUGGCUCAGUCAAUGACCAAAGCCCCAGCCAUUUCUCCUUUGAGCUUGCCGAGCAGGCCCCCGUGACCAAUGAACAGCACACCACAGCAUGCUGCAAUGCUUCUGGGCCUCACAGUCAUCAUAUCAAUAUAAAUCUAGACAAAAUAUACAGUCGCAUUCAGAGAACCUCGCCUCUAAGUUCCCCGGUGCAGCAGGAUGAUGAGGCCCCAUCGUUCAAGGGAAACAUGCGCAGUGAGAGUGUGCUUUCAUCAUAAACACUCGCUUACUCGCUGCCUGGCGCACAAUCUGUUGCUGACUAAACUGUUAAUCUAUUUAUUUGUUUGACAGAUAAAAGGUUGUACAUAGUUGUUAUACUUUGUCUGUGGUGGACUUUCUCCCAAACAAAAAAUUUGAACUGUGAUAAAAUGAUAUUUAGUUGUGUCCUCAGUUAUUAUUCCUUUUGAUUGUUGAGUUUGAUAAUGGAAUAUUUAAACAAUAUAAGAUGUCACAAAAUUUUGGAUCAAAAUUUUGUUGCAGUGCUUUCAAAUGAGUUAAUUUACCACCGGAGAUACAUGUUUCUGCGGUAACAGCAUGGUGUUCCCACUUUUCCUCCAUCAUUGGAUUGUUCCCAGACCCAUCUCAAAAUUUCUAUUUCUCAUGCUAUUUUUUAUCUCUGGAACCCAGAACACAUUUCCAUGAUCCCUCCAACAAUCUUUAUUUCUUUUGUUUAUCAUAAAAUUGCUUUCUUACUAUUUUAAUGGAAUUUUGAAAAAUAAAUUGCAAGGAAUUCUGUCUUAUUUCUGUUCUGAUUUUUGACCAUGAGUGUGCUUGGUUUAUAUGCUCCACAGUUUCCUUCCUUCAACUAACAUCAUCUACUAACGUGAUUGUACUUGUUGGAUAUUUGCCGCCAGUCACCCGCCACUCUCUGAUUGUAGAUCCCCCUGGCAGAUCGGAGCCCCCCAUCUCCCCAUCAAAUCCUGGACACGACUUCAAGAGAGUCUACAAACUCACAAGCCCUCCGACAAAGAAGGCUUUUGCACCAUUUGACACUGUGCCGCCUCUAUAGGCGAACAUUUUCAAAACAUUUUACCUUUGUUGCAGUAACCCUUCGUUAUUCUGCUUGAUGUUCAGAGAGUCUCUGUUAUAAGUUUUUCAUUGUUCAUGUAUGCCCUCCUGGUUUUAGAAAAUAGUGCUCAUUAUAGUAUAACUUCUUGUUGCGAUGAAAAAUAUAUACAACAUGACUUCCCUGCAUACAGGUUGGACUUUCAUGAAAACACAGUGGUUGCCUUUAAUGAUUUCUAGUUGCUGUUCCUUGAUAUGCAUGUUAAGCAUGUACAUUUUAAACUCCUUUGUUUUGGUACAGUGAUAUGCUUUGUUUUCUGAUAUUGACCACACUUUUGGAGCUGAUAUAUCCAUGUACCAUAAGAAGUUGAAAAACAUUUAAUGUGACAAUAAAAGAUGCGGCCUUACUUUAGUUUUUUACCAUUUUAAGAUUGUAAGUGUGCAAGCGAGUUUUUUUUAAUUCCCAUGUAACAGCUCAGGAUGAGUGAAGAGUGGUCUAACCUCUGACUGUCAUGAGCAACCAUCUUUGCUUUCUAGGCCAGCAGCCACCAGCUAAACCAGAGAAAGACACCAAGAAGGGGAAAACCAAGGCUGUCAAAUAACACCAUGUCUUGAUUUGUGUUCACAUAUUUAUGCAUCUAAGUGUGAGUUCAUUUCCGGUGGUGAAUUACUGCAGUAAGUCAGUCUCAAUUACAACAUUGAUCCCAUAACAGUGUACCUGCAAGGAAGCUGGCCCGUAUGUUGCCUUAAACAGCGACAUUGAUGCAUGAUGUUGAAGGUCGUGAAUGGUGUACAUGUAGUGGAACAGAGACUGUGUUUAUAGAGUAAUGGACCUUCACACUGUUUUGGACACUUAGAAACAAACUUGUUUUUUACUUUCUGGUAGUGUUUGAUAUGUUUUAUAAGACUAUAAACUCUGUACAUUUAGUAUUGAAUUCAAACAUGUUCUUUCUUACUAAAGUAAGAAAAUUAAUAACCGUAAGUGUUACAGAUAUAGAUUUGGUUAUUUUGUACCUCUUCACAGAAAUAGUGCACAUCGAAAUCAUUUUCACAUUUAUAUUGAUAUAGCUCAAGUCUGUUUCUUAGAUAUUGCAUUAUAUUUGUAAUGUUAUCAUCAUUGCGACAUCUACCAACUGCUCCAACCCAUUCCCUGGUUAACCCCCACAUAUUCCAUGUUGUGAAGAAUGGUACACUGUACCUCGCAGAAUAAAUGAGAAGUUUACAUCAUUAUUGGUCUCAUGUUUUAUGCCCAUGACCAUUUCUAUCCAUCUGUGUAGAUGCUUAAUGCUCGUUUCUUACCCUGUGAUUAUUUUUAUAGACAUUAGUAUCUUAUCCUUAAAAGAUUGUUAAUAUAGAAGUGACUGUAAUAUUUACACCAGUGAAAGGACAGCUUUGCUCUCAUGCAUGUGAAGAUUCAGACCAAUGAAAGGGAAGUAAGAUAUCACAAGUAUCAUUUUAAUCUGAACACAGUGGGGGAGGGGGGGGGUCUGAACAUUAAAAUUUGCUAGCAACUUUAAGAUGAAAUUAAAGAGAUUAUAUUCCUGUUUUGUGAAUAUUUUCAAUUGAAUAAUAUAAUCUAUAUUAAAACAGAAUUGGACCCCAAACACAAUAUCUUGGUAUGAAAAAGAUGGUUUAUUCUUACAAAAUAUUAUUUUAUCUGUUCUGUCUAUUUUUUAAACAUUCUUGUUCAUUUCUAGACAAAAUUUGAGUUCCCCAAUUUUAGCAAAAAUGAUCAGAAAGGCCCCAGUCCCAUUACAAAAAAAAACAGUGGUGCAAGUUUGUAUUUAAUUGUUAUUUACUCAGAAGCAGCAUUGACAACAUAACAUUUGCCAGAAAGUGUUUUGUUAAGAUGUAAUUGAAGAGAAUAUGCUUGUGUUUCAUGAAUAGUUUCAAUUGAAAUUACAAGUUAUAAAUAAUUUCUAUAACACAGCAAUCUGUCUUCUGUAAGUCUGAACUAGUAUUUUAUACAGGUGAUUGCUUGUUAAUGCUCUAUUGGCAGAUAGUAAUUUUAGCAUGAUAUUUGUGAGAUAUUUUUCUUGUUAAUGCUCUUAUGGCCACAUUUUGUACACACACUAUGAGUUACAAGCAGUUGAUUUUGAUGAAAUGCUGUCAACAACAUUAAAUUAAGCAAUGCCAUACUCCAUAAUGUUCAGCAAAGUUUGUUAAAUAUGGAACUGGCAACAAAAAUGGCCAACAUUUUGUAAACAAUAUAGAGGCCACAUUUUCUACCCAAUCUUUCUAACUUUGUCAGAAUGUUUGUCUUCAUGUACUCUAUGCCAAGCUUGAGUUAUAGUCAUGUCCAAUCAAAAAGUAGGUCACAAACAAAUGUGAAAACACAAGAAAUGGUGCAUCAUUGCCCUCUUGUUUUGCCAAUGUUCUCUAAUUUGUUUUGUACCUCCUUAAGAAAAUCUUAUGUUUAUUUAACAGUGUUAUGGAAUUAUGUGUAAGUUCUGUUAAACGAAGUAAAGUAAUUUUGUGAGCGAUGACUUCAUUUUUCGACUUUAAAUAGGAGAUUGAGUUUAUUUAAGUGUUGAGUUCAUGUAGGUGUAUAUUCCUUGUGAUGUUGAAUACCACUGUCCAUGUUCUUGAGCCAUACUCUUCACUCAAAGCUAAUGGCCUUAUAAUGCUUGUGAUUUUUUUUCUUCAAAAUAAUGUCCCAAAUGAAUUGCAUUGUUUAUAUCAUGUUUUUACAGACUUGCUGAGCUUUCAUUUGUUGCUAUCAUUAUCAUUCACAUUCAGUCUCAUAGUAUUAUUUUGUUAAACAUGUUGUUGUUGUUGUUGUUUUAUUUCUUUACAUAUUAAUUGAUGUUUAAGUGUGUUGUCCUUUAUUGACACAUGUAUCUAUGAUGAAUAAAAUGGAAUUUCAGCAAA